AUGGCUCAAUAUUCGGCUAAACAACCACAACAAGCCGAUUUUACAGCAAAUGCUCACAAUGCAGAAAACCCGAGUUUUAAAAACACGCCGGUUUCCCCUGCUGAAAGCAAUAUUUCAGGAUCGACAGAGAUGCGUACUACAGAAUGGCGUCAGAACCAAGAUUCUAUUUCGAAAAACAAGUCAAACGCCGAGUCAGUAGAUCUAUCAAUCUCUCAUGGAUCGGCUUUCGUGCCUGUAUCUCAACACGGCAUACAAUGGGCAGACACCAACAUGACUUCUCCGAUGCCAAACAACCAAACAGAUCUUCAGAUCACAAAGGACUCGUCUUAUUCACACCAGAAUUCUAAUUAUCACACCACAAAGACUAUCAAAUCAAUUCAGACUGGUUUGACGGAUCAAUCACAUCGAUCUGUGGUGCCAAGGGUUAGACUUACAACGACCAUGUGGGAAGAUGAAGACACCAUAUGCUACCAAGUCGAUUUAAAAAAUGUCUGUGUUUCUCGAAGAAAAGACAACAACAUGAUUAAUGGAACAAAAUUACUCAAUGUCACUGGUAUGUCUCGAGGUAAACGGGAUGGAAUCCUAAAGAAUGAAAAGGAUCGAGUGGUUAUCAAGGUGGGAGCUAUGCAUCUAAAAGGGGUGUGGAUAACCUUUUCAAGAGCUUAUCUACUAGCAACUCGUUACAAAAUACACGAUUCACUUUAUCCGCUUUUUGUGGAAGAUCCGAGUAUAUUUCUUUAUGUUUCGCCAUUUCAACAUUCGGCUGGUAAAUUGGACAGUUCGGGACAAUCUUACCGGAGGUUGUCUUCAUUUGGAAACACUUCUGGGGUAGUCAAAGGCUCAGGGAUAAGCUCUGCAGAUACGCACGGACCAACAACAACAUCAACAACAACAGCAGUAACAACAAUAGCUGCUCAACAACCAGAUCAUACAGCACAGCACGAUAAAACUCAUCAUAAUAAUAACGUGACUUUAGAGCACUCGUCCAGACACACACAGCAAUUUUACGAAACUGUGAAUGGAAUCAGUGACACUUGUCAUCCAUUAGAAAGCAGCAGCACUCAGCAUGUAUUUUCUAGAAACUCUCUGAGCCAUGGAUCAAAUACACCUACUGUUCUUGGUCAGCAGAGUCAAUACAAAGACAUGUACUCAAAAGGAUGCUUUAUAAAUAAUCCACUACAAGAAUAUAACCAUAAAUACACAGUUCAUGAGAAGUCUAAUGAAGUAACAACAAGAUACCCGAGUUAUAAUGUUAACAUGAACCCCCAACCUUCUGGAUUGGCAGUGAUACAAGGAGCAGAGCCUUACAUGGGACCAAUGUUCUCUCCGUUGCCUAUGGAGGCAGACACAAGAUACAACGGAUCUUCUAGCUCGCAUAGUACUUACCGCGAAACACUCUCUAUAGACACGUAUUCACGCGGAGUCCAUUCACGCUUUCAUCCCUACACGUCCCCAGGAAAGCACUCCUCGGAUACUAGAUCCUUGAGCAUAGUUUCGUCUAAUACAGAUGAUGGGUACAUAUUAUCAAAGCCAAACAAGAAAACUCUACAUUAA
Molecule: messenger RNA, 1554 nt
Organism: Phycomyces blakesleeanus NRRL 1555(-)
Lineage: Eukaryota; Fungi; Mucoromycota; Mucoromycetes; Mucorales; Phycomycetaceae
Product: apses-type HTH transcription regulator
Exons: 6
Coding region: 1-1554 (517 amino acids)
Biological process (GO): positive regulation of transcription by RNA polymerase II
Cellular component (GO): nucleus
Molecular function (GO): sequence-specific DNA binding; DNA-binding transcription factor activity
Source: RefSeq, a predicted model, not a curated record